Molecule: messenger RNA, 564 nt
Organism: Tarenaya hassleriana
Lineage: Eukaryota; Viridiplantae; Streptophyta; Magnoliopsida; Brassicales; Cleomaceae
Product: basic proline-rich protein-like
Exons: 1
Coding region: 1-564 (187 amino acids)
Source: RefSeq, a predicted model, not a curated record
AUGCCUCAUCGGCCUCCUUUUCCACCGCCGGGCUGCUGGCCUCCUCCGGGAUGUCCGCCGGGUCCUCCCCCGGGAUGUCCUCCGGGUCCGCCGCCGGGAUAUCCUCCAGGUCCUCCGCCGGGGCCGCCGUUCUUUGCGCCACCGUUUUGGCCUCCGCCACCUCCGUUUUGGCCGCCCCCUUGCCCGGGAUAUCCGUCAAAACCCGAUAAACCACCGUCGACUUCUGAAACGCCCUCGAAGCCCGGAGAGCUACCGUCGAAGCCUGACCCUCCGCCGGAGAAUCCUUCAAAACCCGAUAAGCCGCCGUCGAAGCCUGACCCUCCGCCGGAGAAUCCUUCAAAACCCGUUAAGCCGCCGUCGAAGCCUGAUCCUUCGCCGGAGAAUUUUGUUCCCGGUGGUAGUGGUGAUGAAGUGAAGCCUCCGACUGGGACGAAUCCUGGUUCGGCGGAGCCCGUCCGUCCACUGCCGGAAAAUGUUCCCGGUGAUGAUGAAGUGAAAGCUCCGACCGGUCCGAAUCCCGGUCCGACCGGUUCAUCCGUUCUUGAUGAUCCACCGCUUUACUAG